AUGACUAAAGUCAUCAAAUUUGGAGAUGAACUGAACACAACUAAAGACACAGCCGAUGUCUGUGGUUUUGUUGACUUUGUUGACUUUGGCCAUAACUCGACCUACAAUUUUACCUUUGAGCUGAGUUUGUUUGGUGACCCUGCAGGCGUCUCAACUGUCGUCCUCGCUGCCAUCGGUGUACCUGCCAACAUUUUCAUCGCCGCCACUUUAUGGACUCUAAGAGCCGAAAACCCAGGGGCCUUGUUUGUGUUGGCUCUUGCUGGCUCUGACGGGAUGGCCUCGGUGUUUAAGCUAAUGAAUAACAAAGAUGACAAAGAUGACAAAGAUAAAAAAGAUGACAAAGAUGACAAAGAUGACAAAGAUAACAAAGAUAAAAAAGAUGACAAAGAUGACAAAGAUGACAAAGAUAACAAAGAUAAAAAAGAUGACAAAGAUGACAAAGAUGACAAAGAUAACAAAGAUGAAAAAGAUGACAAAGAUGACAAAGAUGACAAAGAUGACAAAGAUGACAAAGAUGACAAAGAUGACAAAGAUGACAAAGAUGACAAAGAUGACAAAGAUGACAAAGAUGACAAAGAUGACAAAGAUGACAAAGAUGACAAAGAUGACAUAGAUGACAAAGAUGACAAAGAUGACAAAGAUGACAAACAUAACAAAAUGACAAAGAUGACAAAGAUGACAAACAUAACAGAUGACAAAAUGACACAGAUGACAAGGAGGACAAAAUGA
Messenger RNA from Physella acuta, 729 nucleotides. RefSeq names its product protein PIF-like. The record is from RefSeq and is a predicted model, not a curated record. NCBI's taxonomy places the organism in Eukaryota, Metazoa, Mollusca, Gastropoda, Physidae.